UCCCAUAUACGAGCAUUCAUUUGAAAAAAGAUUUAUACAGAUUUUCUGGAAUACAAUGCGUCAAAAUGAGCAAUAUUAAAGUAUUCGCAUUUUCAACAGGAGAAAAAAUUACGAACGAUAAUUUAUUUUGCGUAGAAAUUUUGACUACUGGUAAUAAUUUGAAAUUAGGAAAAUGGGUGAUGCCACCUUCGACUGAUAUGAAGGAUAUUCUUUCAGAAUUUCCUUUGGAUAAAAAUAAAAAUUUGAAAUCAUUUUUAAAAUGUUGCAAACAACACGUCAAUUGUUAUAGUUAUCGUCAAGAACAAUACAACAAUUUAAAGAAUAUUCUCUCAGAUACAGUAAACUGUUCCUUAGACGCCAAUCUUGGAUUUACACGAAUUCAUUUACAUAUGUCAGGGAUAGAACAGAUCGAUCCCGGGGAAAUAUAUAAUAUUAUGUUGUUUAUGGCUUAUAAAUCAAACGAAGCACUUCCAUAUUUAAUAAGUAUUGAGACACAAGACAAUACUUUGUCGCCAAAAAUGAAUAAAAUAUUUAAUAAAUAUUUUAAACCAUUCAAGAUCUUCAAUUUGAGUGCUGCAUUCGAACGGAUUAUUGAUGAUAAUCGUCAUUUUAUUUGGAAGAAAGUAUCUAAAGUUUCCAAUAACUUUGAUGAAUACAUAACGGAAGAAAAAGAUGAAGAGAGUAUUUCGAGAGAUAUUGAAAGUAAUGAUACAAAGAAAGUAAAUUCACAAAGUAGCCUUGAACAGGAUCUAAAAGAGUUACAAAUCGAAAAUGGAAAUAGUAAUUACUCGUCGAAUUCAAUGAAGGAUAAAGCAAGACCAAAAUCUAAUAAUAGAAGAAAUAAAAAUAAACUUGUUAAAGAAAAUUUAGAUACAAUUAUUAAGACCCAAAAGAUUAACAAGCAAAAGAAAGAUCUUGAAAAAAGUUCUACGAAUACUGUAACGAAGAAAAAAAUAAAAGAAAAUAUUUCAGUCAAUGAAAACAAGGUACAAGCAGCUUUAAAAGAUACAUUUACAAAAAAUAAUAUAGACCAAUCCACCAAGAAUGAGGAAAGCCGUGAAAAAAAGGAAAGCAAAUCUUCAUCGAUAACAGAGGAUUCAGUCAAAAAUUUGCAAAAUCCUUAUAAAUAUUUUAGCAGCACACCAAAAUUAAACAAGAGAAAAAAAAAAUCAGAGGAUGUACGUCUUCCAGAAAUUAGUGCAAUUGCAUCCUUGUCGACGAAUAGGGGAUCAAACAAAAAUUUAACAAAUAUUUUGAAUGAAAAGGACGAUAAUUCUUUGUCGACCAGCGAUCAAGAUAGUGAAAAAGAGCAACUCAAUGAAAUGCAAACGAGCGAAUUAUUGAGAGACAUUAAAGUGGCUAGUAAAACAAUAAAGAAGAAAGAUGCGAGAAAUAUCGAUCAAGAUGGCAGCAACGAACGUAAAUAA
Messenger RNA from Polistes canadensis, 1427 nucleotides. RefSeq lists its product as uncharacterized. The transcript is spliced from 5 exons. Lineage: Eukaryota; Metazoa; Arthropoda; Insecta; Hymenoptera; Vespidae. Bases 66 to 1427 code for a protein of 453 amino acids. The record is from RefSeq and is a predicted model, not a curated record.